AAGUGAACGACUGAAAUUAAUCUGCAAAUUUUUAUUUAUUGACAAUUUACAAAGUAUUAUAUAAUUUUAAAAGAUGGCCCUAAGACAUCGUACUGUAGAAAAUUCCUUGAAUCAAGAAAACAUGCAUGCAAAAGUAGCUACAAAGGCUGUUAUACCUCCAAGAGGAACUGUUCCCAAAAGAGCAGCUUUAGGUGAUGUUAAAUUGAGUGAAGCUAAUAAACUUUCCAAUGUAAAUAGUAAUAAUAAUGGCGUGGCAAAAAAAGGUGGCGUUAUGGGCCCACCACAAGCAUUACCGAAGAAGACUGUCACAAGAAAAGAGAAUGCUCUGCAAGAAAAAUCGCAAAAUCCAAAUAUUAUUAAGCCUCCGAUAAAACGACAGGAGAGUUUAUUAAAAAAUAUUCACCUUGAGAGAGACAAAGUGACUGAGUCCAGUAAGUCAUAUUCUUCAAAACAGAUAUCUAUUAUUGACCCUGACGAGAAUACCAAGAAUGAUCCUCAAAUGGUAACUGAAUAUAUAACAGAUAUAUUCAAUUAUUUGCUAGAGCUGGAAUGUAAAUUUCCAAUAAAGAAACAUUACUUAGAAGGUCAUCAAUCGUCACCAAAAAUGCGUGCAAUACUUGUGAACUGGCUAAUAGAGGUUCAUACGAAUUUUAAGUUAUUUGCUGAAACUUUAUUCUUGUGUAUAGCAAUUAUUGACCGGUAUUUGCAAGAGAACAAAAAUAUUGGUCGUGCCACUCUGCAGUUGGUCGGGACUACGGCAAUGAUUAUCGCCAGUAAAUACGAAGAAACAUAUUGGCCUGACCUAGAUGAUUAUGUCUACAUUUGUGAUGAGAUUUUUUCGAAACGACAGAUUGUUCAAAUGGAAAGGGACAUUUUGGAAAAACUUGAUUUUAAUUUAGGACGCCCUAUCUCAUUACAUUUUCUGAGGCGCUAUAAUAAAAUUGCUCAAGUUAGAAGUGACCAUCACGCUCUGGGGAAGUAUUUACUGGAACUAGCUCUUCUGGAGUAUGAUAUGAGCCAUAUCCGACCCUCGAUCCAAGCGGCAGCAGCCUGUUGUUUGUCUAUUGGAAUAUUAAAUGAAAUAAUGGAUUUAUCAAAAAUCUGGACGCCAACUUUAGUUCAUUACACUACCUAUAAAUAUUCCGACAUCAAAAGCACAAUUGUUGACUUGGCCCAUUUAAUUGCAAAAGCCGAAACUUCCAAACAUCAAACGUGUCGAAAUAAAUAUUCUACCCCAGCUUUUGCCAAGAUAAGUUUAAGUUCAAAGUUACACGGACCACUCAUCAGAAAGUUAACAUCUACACCAUUAACAAAAAAGUGAGGGUGUUUCAUCUGUUUUAUAGUUAAUGAAGUAUUUUAAGCCAUGAUUUAUAAUUUUAUUGUACAGUAUACAUGACUUUUACUCUUUUAUUGUAUCAACGUGUAUUAAUAAAUGU
This is a messenger RNA of Anoplophora glabripennis (Asian longhorned beetle), 1436 nucleotides long. Its product is annotated as G2/mitotic-specific cyclin-B-like. Gene Ontology annotation, cellular component: cyclin-dependent protein kinase holoenzyme complex; cytoplasm; nucleus. NCBI's taxonomy places the organism in Eukaryota, Metazoa, Arthropoda, Insecta, Coleoptera, Cerambycidae. The transcript is spliced from 2 exons. Gene Ontology annotation, molecular function: cyclin-dependent protein serine/threonine kinase regulator activity. The coding region runs from base 74 to 1321 and encodes 415 amino acids. The record is from RefSeq and is a predicted model, not a curated record. Gene Ontology annotation, biological process: regulation of cyclin-dependent protein serine/threonine kinase activity; mitotic cell cycle phase transition.